Messenger RNA from Nerophis lumbriciformis (worm pipefish), 2356 nucleotides. RefSeq names its product centrosomal protein 76 (gene cep76). The record is from RefSeq and is a predicted model, not a curated record. NCBI's taxonomy places the organism in Eukaryota, Metazoa, Chordata, Actinopteri, Syngnathiformes, Syngnathidae. Gene Ontology annotation, biological process: regulation of centriole replication. Gene Ontology annotation, cellular component: centriole.
CGGUUUCUGCUGGCGACCGUUUGAACUGCAAGUUUGGCUCGGCGUCGUGUUGUUUCCAUAGACGCCACUUUGUCAGACUAAAAACACAGCUUUUAGAUUUAAAAAAAGUGGGCUGCCAAUAACGGACUCUCAUAGAACCCGAGCCCAUCUGCAGUUAUGUCUCUUCCUCCGGAGAAGGCCUCUGAGCUGAAGCAAAUCAUUCACAAUCAUUUGAUGAAGAUGGAUAUCUAUGGAAAAAUCCGAGAGGUGCUGUCUGAGACUUUGAGGGAGGACCACGGUCCAGCACAACGAGUCCUGUCUGAGGACGACUUCCUCAAUGCACUGCAGCGCCGGGGCAUUAUUGAUGACGUGAUGAAGGACAUACGCUUGUCACAGCAGAAGCACGCACACGGAGACACAGGAUCUCCUUCAAAAGGUCUCCCUCUCUUGACAGACAAACAGAACAUCCAGAUGACAAAAACCAGUAUCGACCCGUCCAGACGUUACUUGUAUCUGAAAGUGCUUGGUGGUAAAGCCUUCUUGGAGCACCUCCAGGAGCCAGAGCCUUUACCUGGUCAGGUGUGCUCCACGUUCACGUUAUUCCUGCACUUCAGAAAUCAGAGGUUUCACUCCAAGCCGGUACCGUGUGCUUGUGAACCUGACCUGCAAGAGGGCUUCCUCUUCCAUAUCCACACAGAUGGCGCAGAAAGCAAUAAGAUGGCAGAUGCAACAACGAUGCUGUCCAUUCGCGACCCAAUUCACUUGGUGCUGAUCAAGACUGACACCUCCAGUGAGACGACGCUGGUGUCUUCCUACUUGUUGGACUGGAGGACAGUCCUUAGCUCACCUUCUGGGAAGACCAGCCUGGCUGUAGAGUUGAUGGGAGUGGGAAGUGAAUGCAAGUUGCCGGCUGGUGUUUUAACCAUCGAUCUAGAGCUGUAUCCUCCCCUCACAGAGACACUGAGCCAUGACAUCGUUAGCACACAGCGAACAAUAGAAAAGCAGAGGAUAGCAGAGAGGGAAAGGGUCUUCCUGGUUUAUGCCAAACAGUGGUGGAGGGAGUUUCUUGAAAUCCGCUCAUCAAACGAGUCCAAAAUGGUCAAAAUAUUUGCACAGGAUGAGAAUGGCAUCAACAGGCCAGUGUGUUCCUACGUGCGGGUCCUGCGGGCUGGCCGACUGCUCGAGAGCCCUCGGCAGGCUGCCCGCUUCGUCAGCCUCCUAGCACAUGAAAAGGCCCCGGUGGUGGGAGGAGGAGACAAGCAUGAGCAGUGGUGCACUUUACUGGCUUUCCUGUGUCGAGGGAAGGGAGACUGUGAGGACCACUCGACCCUGUUGUGCAGCCUCCUGUUGGGUUUCGGCCUUGACGCGUAUGUGUGUGUGGGCACCAAAGCAAAGGGCACACCUCACACAUGGGUUCUCACGCAAGGUACAGAUGGGAGUGUAACUUUCUGGGAGAGCCUGACUGCGCGCAGAUACCUUCAUCAGACCAUAGACCCCGACGCCCCACCCAUGGCCUCACAGUCGAAACCCUCAUACCCCUAUCGCACGGCGGGCUGCGUCUUCAACCACCAGAGCUUCCUGGCCAAUUGUCAGCCCUCUGACUCUGUGGAGCUGUGUGUCUUUGACCUCCGGAACCCAUCUCGGUGGAAAGCGAUGAGUGAGGAGGCUCUCCAGUCUGUUUGUGACUCUGGCGCCACCAGCUCGCUGCCUCCUCUGCCUCCGCUCAGCUCCUCAUCUCUCGUUUCUUCUGCCGCCAGCAAUCAGCUUGAGCUGGAGAUGAGGUACCUGAUCUCCGAGUACAGGAAGGACUUGAACCUUACGACAGUCUGGGACGACAACCUGUCCUAUCUGUUGUCCUCAGCGUUAUCAGCCUACGAGAUGGAGCGCUGCAAUGGGAUCUCCUGUGGGAAUGAGGAAUUUCAGGAUGCAGUACGGCGAGCGGUCCCGGACGGGCACACCUUUAAAGGCUUCCCCAUCCACUUCCUGCACCGCAAUGCCCGAAGAGUCUUCGCCACAUGCCUUAAGUCCCCGUUCUGUGAAGAGAUAGUGUGUUGCCGUGGUGACCAUGUGAGGCUGGCUGUCCGUGUCCGAGUCUUUAUUUAUCCAGAGAAUGUUUGUGCGGUGUGGUUCAUGUUUGCUUGUAAGUAUCGCUCUGUUCUCUGACCACUCUCAGCCUGUUCAAUGCACCUUUUAAAAAAUAUGAUUAUUUUUACACUAUUUUGAAAAAAAUAGUCAUUUUAACGGUUUCAAUGGUAAUCCAGACAGGGUUUUUUCAAAGGUUGCUUACAUUGGAGUCCAAUAAACUUGUUAGUACACUAGACUGUAUUUAUAUCAAUUUGUAAAUAAAUAAAGUGUUUUACUUUUUAAGUGUUAGUAG